AAAGCGCCAAGCUGUCAGUCAGUCAUCAUCCAUCCUCUUCCGUUUCUUCUUCCGGAAUUUCAACUCAACGCCCGCCGGCGGUCGAUGCAAUUUCCCUUCCCAAUUUGGGGGUAGCUGCUAGCUUCUACCUUCCAGAUCAGAUCAGAUCUCCAUGGCGGCGGCGGCGGCGGCGGCGGCGGAGGACAAGUUCGUCCUGCGCUCCGGCGUCCGCACCGGCCUCAAGCGCGAGUUCGCCUUCGCCAUCGCCUCCCAGGCCGCCCUCUCUUCCACCCUCGGCCGCACGCGCUCUUCAUCCUCCGCAUCUGCCACCCCCAACUCCAAGCGCCCGCGCCGCCCCCCCUGCACGCCGGAAUCGGAUCCCCCCGUUCUCGCCCUCCGCGCUCACACCCCCGACCCCGAUCCCCACACCUCGCCCAGGCGGAUCACUCGCUCCAUGCUCCUCAACCCCUCCGCCCCCCUUCUCCACCACCACCCCAAGCUUCAGCUUCAACCCCGCCGCUUCACCAGGUCACUCUUGUCGUCUCGGACUAGCAACUCCUCCUCCUCUUCACCUUCUGCCUCCACCUCCACCUCCAAGAUGGAGCUCAAGAUGUCCAAGAAGAUUUCCUUCACUAGGAUCCCCAGGAACCUCAAGGACCUGCUCGCCACUGGCUUGCUCGAGGGCCACCCCGUCAAGUACAUCAUGAGGAAAGGCAAGCGAGCAGUGCUUCGUGGAGUCAUUAAACGUGUCGGCAUACUGUGCUCUUGUUCCUCCUGCAAAGGACGAACCGUUGUUUCCCCUUAUUAUUUCGAGGUGCAUGCUGGGAGUACUAAAAAGCACCCCUCCGACUACAUUUUCCUAGAAAAUGGAAACAAUCUGCAUGAUAUAUUGAGGGCGUGUUCUGAUGCUACCUUAGACAUGCUGCAAUCUGCAAUACAGAAUGCGAUUGGCCCAGCUCCUAAGAAGAGGACAUUCAGAUGCCAAACUUGCAAAAGUUCAUUCGCUACCCUUCGCACUGGGAAAUUUGCUUUGUUAUGUGAUUCAUGUCUUGAGUCCAAGGGAUCUCAAAACAGUACCAGGACAUCAAAGAUUGGCCGGAAUCCUACUUCCUCUGCUAGGAGAUCCAAGAAUGAAUCCCCAGGUUCAAAGUAUUGCAAUUCAUCUGCUAGGGGAUCCAAGAAUGCAUUCCCAGGAGUGAAGACUACUAGCACGGGAAGGAUUACAAGAAAGGAUAAGGGAUUGCAUAAGUUGGCUUUCAUGAGUGGUGUUCUGCCAGAGGGUACCGAUGUUGGCUACUAUGUUGGUGGAAAGAGGUUGUUGGAUGGCUACAUAAAGGAAUUUGGAAUCUACUGCCAUUGCUGCAACACAGUGGUUAGCCCUUCGCAGUUUGAAGCCCAUGCUGGCCGUGCUGCUCGACGCAAACCGUACCACAACAUAUAUAUGUCAAAUGGUGUUUCAUUACAUGAACUGUCAGUUUCACUUUCAAAAGGUCGAAAUAUGUCAAACAGACAAAGUGAUGACUUGUGCAGCAUUUGUUCAGAUGGUGGGGAGCUUCUCCUUUGUGAUUCCUGCCCAAGAGCUUUUCACAGAGAGUGUGUUGGCUUUACUACUAUCCCAAGGGGAACUUGGUGUUGUCGGUAUUGUGAGAAUAGACAACAGAGAGAAAGUUCUUUGGCAUAUAACCACAAUGCAAUAGCUGCUGGGAGGAUUGACGGAAUUGAUCCAAUGGAACAAAUAUUUACAAGGUCCAUACGCAUUGCCACAACACCAGUGACUGGAUUUGGUGGCUGUGCACUGUGCAGGCUCCAUGAUUUCAGCAAAAAGAAAUUCAGUGCGAGAACUGUGCUGCUCUGUGACCAAUGUGGGAGGGAAUUCCAUAUUGGUUGCCUGAAGGAACACAAUAUGGCUGAUUUGACGGCCUUGCCUGAGGGAGCAUGGUAUUGUACUGCGGACUGCGUUAGGAUCAGCGAGACACUGAAGGACUUACUUAGCCGUGGAGCAGAGCCUAUUUCUUCUGUAGAUGUAGAAAUUAUAAAGAGGAAAUAUGAACAGAAAGCUCUAAAUAAAGAUGGAGAUCUUGAUGUUAGAUGGAGGGUUUUGAAGGACAAAAGUUCAGCAGACAGUAAAUUGGUUCUCUCCAAAGCAGUUGCAAUUUUCCAUGAAUCAUUUGAUCCCAUUAUCCAAAUUGCUACUGGGCGAGACCUUAUUCCAGCCAUGGUUUACGGGAGGAGUGUAAGGGAUCAAGAUUACACAGGAAUGCAUUGUGCUGUAUUAACUGUUGGCAACACUGUAGUAUCUGCGGGUCUUUUCCGUGUUAUGGGUAGUGAAAUUGCGGAGCUACCCUUGGUUGCUACAAGUAGAGAUAGUCAAGGCUUGGGGUAUUUCCAAGCGCUGUUUGGCUGCAUAGAACGAUUGUUGGCAUCUCUGAAGGUGAAACAUUUUGUGCUGCCAGCUGCAGAUGAAGCGGAGUCUAUCUGGACACAGCGGUUUGGAUUCGUGAAGAUAACCCAAGACGAGCUGCGUGAGUACCUCAAGGGUGGGCGAACAACCGUGUUCCAGGGAACAUCAACCCUGCACAAGCUGGUCCCAAAAUUGGAUGGCUAGCUCUGUGAAUAUAUGCAUUGGAAUGUGCAGGGAGCGUUGAGGCAGGUCCUUGCCACCCUGAUAUGAAGCGUGGUGAAGAUAGGGACGGGACGGGACGGGAACCCUAAGAUAAAAAAUCCCUUCUGUGAAAAUUAAUGGGUGCGUCCCUUUUUGAUAUUUUUUAUUUGUCAGUGGUGGAAAAGAAUAUCGGGAGGAUGUGUUUUCUUGUUUGUUUGUUUUUUUACAUUUGCGGCAGGAGUUGUCUGAUGUCGUGUGAGUGUGUGGUUAGUCUAGCUAGCUAUUCAUCAUACUUCAUGCAGUUGGUACUUGUUUUGUGGAUAAAUCUGUUGUUUUGCAUACUUCCCUGCCUACUGUGAUGCUUUUC
Oryza sativa Japonica Group (Japanese rice) is the source of this 2948-nucleotide messenger RNA. RefSeq lists its product as uncharacterized. Gene Ontology annotation, biological process: positive regulation of transcription by RNA polymerase II. Gene Ontology annotation, molecular function: RNA polymerase II transcription regulatory region sequence-specific DNA binding; histone binding; chromatin binding. Gene Ontology annotation, cellular component: nucleus. The record is from RefSeq and is a predicted model, not a curated record. Lineage: Eukaryota; Viridiplantae; Streptophyta; Magnoliopsida; Poales; Poaceae.